This is a messenger RNA of Ectocarpus sp. CCAP 1310/34, 2145 nucleotides long. NCBI's taxonomy places the organism in Eukaryota, Phaeophyceae, Ectocarpales, Ectocarpaceae. The record is from the annotation of a GenBank genome assembly.
GAAGCACGGUACACGGCGGUACAACCAUGCAGCCGCGGAACAUCGAGGGCCCGCAGCGGUCGGAGGAGGGCGGAGAGCGAACACAAUGGCUCAAGCUGGGCGGCUGGACGGUGCUUGGGCUGGCCGUCUUCUGGGCGCUGUGCUUGGUGUCGUGGUGGACUGUGCGAGAUAUCCGGGGCGCGUGGGUUGGAGAAUCGUCGAGGGCUGCUGUGAUGAAAGAGAAGCUGCGGCAGAGGAGGGAUUCGCCAAGUAUAUCGUCCGCUAAGUUAGUAUCCGUAGCAGGGGAAGCGGCCGCGGGCCUGGAGAUGUGGACCUCGCUGGGAGGUGGAGAGAACGUGGCUGAAGUGGGUUCCGGUUUGUUGGCGGACUUUGCGGAUGUUCAACACGACAUAGGCGUUUUGCAGGAGAGCCUUGCCAAGUCGCGAUCGGUGGGCAGCGUGGUCGGGCUCGUGUCGUGGGAUCUAAACAAGGCGCAGGCAUUGCUCAAGGAACAGCAGGCCGUGUUGCUGGAGCAGGGCCGCCAGGUGCACGCCCUCGCCCGCGGAGUCCUCCAAGAGCACCAGGAGUACCAGAGCAGCCGCGAUGGUGCCAGGGCGGACGGGGAGGGGCGGUCUAAGCGGCAAGCUGGCGAAGAGCUGGAGCUGAUGAACAAGCUUACUUACGGGCUGGGGGAGGCCAACGUUCAGGAGAUUUUGGGGAGACUGCAAGAGUUGGAAACCGAGGUCAACGCUGCCGUGACCACGCAAGAAGCGGAGGAGAUGGCCGCUCGGUACGCCGCCGCGGCGGGGGCGACGCGGGAGCAGGGAGGGGGAGGAAGGGGGGGGGGACGGUCAGCGGAGGUCAGCGACGAAGACAUCGCCCGGGUGGUGGAGGAGGUGGUGCUUUCCGUGGACACGCCUUCCUCCCCGGAUUCCUGCAUCACGGUUGAUCUCGCUCGGAACCUGACCAGGGCUGAGCUGGAGAGGUUCGGUGCGGAUCGAACUGGGAUCCCUGACUACGCUAUGGAACCUGCCGGCGCCCACGUGAUCUCUAGGAUGACCAGUGAAACCUACGAACCGCCAAUGGGACUCCUGGAAUGGUUUCGCAGCAAGAGGCGAGGGGCCUCCCUCCAAGCUGUCAGCCCUCCACCGGUGGCCAUAAACCCGGAGUCGCGCCUGGGCAGAUGCUGGCCCAUGAAGGGUUCCGACGGAAGGCUGACAGUGAAGCUGGCUCGGACGAUCAAGGUGGAGUCGAUAUCGCUCGAGCACGCCCCGCGGGAGGUGCUCUUGAACAGGGGCGUUUCUGCACCGAAGGAUUUCACCGUCGUCGGUUAUCCCAAGGGCCGGGUGGUAAGGGAUGAUGACCCCGGGGACGUUCUUGUCAGCGGAGGGGAGUAUCGCUUGGAGGGGGACGUCAUCCAGUUCUUCCAAGUCGCCGAGGAGUAUCGACAGGUGGAGUACGACGUCAUCGCUUUGGUGGUGGACAGCAACCACGGCGAGGGUGCCUAUACCUGCAUCUACCGGCUCCGAGUCCACGGAACCCCUUCCCCUUGACACUUGACACUUCGGGGUUUCGUUGUAUCUAAUAUUACGCCAAAGAGUCGGCCCCGCCAGGAGUGUCUGUGCCAGUGUCAGUGUUUUCCCCACGCACCCCUUCCUGCUGCUGCUGUUUACAUCGGUGUACGGGCUUUUGGAUUGAACAAUUCACGGGCUGUCUGAUAUCGGGUUCUGAGUAGCGUCGGUUAGGAAAUCAUUCACCGCUGGCAUAUAUUCCGGUUCGGCGUGCUACUCCGGUAGGCUUUUGUGCUAGUGUCGAGGUUGUAGGGUUAUUGUGUACUCAUGUUUGCUCGUUUCCGCCUGUAAGCGCUUGCGGGAGGGAGCAGAAAUAACGAAGCACCGUGAAUUGGCCCCGUGGGCUCAGGGUGAUCAUCAGGAACGAGUUGAUGACAAGGUCGGAGUUCAUCCACUUCAAUAUUUUUUGUUUUUCGCGUUUUGUUCUUGGCUGAAAGUGCGCGGGGUCGGAGAGAGCUGGGUUCAAGAAUACUGUCAUAUUGUUCCCGUUUUUUUCUGUCCUUAAAGAGCGGGGUCGAGGGUUGGGGGUUUUCGUCGAAGUUCAAUUUCAAUACAAAAAUACUUCCGAUACCACAUGUUCUUUUUUUUUUUGGUC